Messenger RNA from Hippocampus comes (tiger tail seahorse), 3458 nucleotides. It is a transcript of the gene mta2, whose product is annotated as metastasis associated 1 family, member 2. Bases 364 to 2355 code for a protein of 663 amino acids. NCBI's taxonomy places the organism in Eukaryota, Metazoa, Chordata, Actinopteri, Syngnathiformes, Syngnathidae. The record is from RefSeq and is a predicted model, not a curated record. Gene Ontology annotation, biological process: negative regulation of transcription by RNA polymerase II. Gene Ontology annotation, molecular function: transcription corepressor activity; histone deacetylase binding; sequence-specific DNA binding. The transcript is spliced from 18 exons. Gene Ontology annotation, cellular component: NuRD complex; nucleoplasm.
ACCGUGCGGAGGUGAAGAAGAAGAAGACCACGACGAAGAAGAAAAAGAAGAGGAGGGUGAAUCUACAUUCAGCAGAGGAUGGGAGGAAGAGUGGAGGAAGAGACGUGUGAAUGAGUGAGUGUGUGAGGAGGAGGAGGCGGUGGAGGAGAAGAAGAAGAUUGUCGUGAGGGAGCGAAUUCAAGACCAAUGUUUUGGAGGAGCGUUUCGUGACGGAAACUUUCAACUUUUUUUUAACCGCCACUCACUCGGCUUGUGCCUCAGAGCCGGCCGGCUUUGUCUGCCGUCGCGGGCGUCUAUAAAUGGACUAAAAACAGAGCCCCGUGGUCAUCCGCUUCACGUUAACCUGGCGCUCAUUACUAAAGAAUGGCGGCCAACAUGUAUCGAGUGGGAGAUUAUGUGUACUUCGAGAACUCCUCCAGCAACCCGUACCUGAUCCGCAGGAUAGAAGAGCUCAACAAGACAGCCAAUGGCAACGUGGAGGCCAAGGUGGUGUGUCUCUUCAGGAGACGAGACAUCUCGGGGAACCUCAAUACUCUCGCCGACAGCAACGCAAGGGAAUUCGAGGAGGAGUCCAAGCAGCCGGCGCUGGCUGAGCAACAGAAGCACCAACUCAAACACAGAGAACUCUUCCUCUCGCGGCAGUUUGAAUCGCUGCCCGCCACUCACAUCAGGGGGAAAUGUAAUGUCACCCUCCUCAAUGAAACAGAUGUCUUGGCGGGAUACUUGGAGAAAGAGGACUGUUUCUUCUAUUCAUUGGUGUUCGACCCGGUCCAAAAGACCCUGUUGGCUGACCAGGGAGAGAUCCGGGUGGGCUCCAAGUACCAAGCAGAGGUCCCCGACAAGCUCGCAGAGGGAGAAUUGGACAGCCGGAUCCAGGAGAAGCUGGAGACCAAGGUGUGGGACCCCGACAACCAGCUCAAGGACCCCCAGAUUGACCAAUUCCUGGUGGUAGCAAGAGCUGUCGGGACGUUCGCUCGGGCCCUGGACUGCAGCAGCUCCAUCCGCCAACCCAGCCUGCACAUGAGCGCGGCGGCGGCCUCGCGAGACAUCACGCUGUUCCAUGCCAUGGACACGCUGCAAAAGAACAAUUACGACCUGGCCAAGGCCAUGUCCACCCUGGUGCCCCAGGGCGGUCCCGUGCUCUGUCGCGAUGAGAUGGAGGAGUGGAGCGCCUCCGAGGCCAUGUUGUUUGAGGAAGCGCUGGAGAAAUACGGCAAAGACUUCAAUGACAUCCGUCAGGACUUUCUUCCUUGGAAGUCUUUAGCCAGCGUGGUCCAGUUCUACUACAUGUGGAAGACUACGGACCGCUACAUCCAGCAGAAACGACUCAAGGCAGCAGAGGCGGACAGCAAACUGAAGCAGGUCUACAUCCCCACCUACACCAAACCCAACCCCAAUCAGAUCAUGGUUCCUGGCAGCAAGCCCGGCAUGAACGGGGCGGCGGGCUACCAGAAAGGACUCAACUGCGAGAGUUGUCACACGGCCCAGUCGCCUCAGUGGUACGCCUGGGGGCCCCCCAACAUGCAAUGCCGACUGUGCGCCUCCUGCUGGAUCUACUGGAAAAAAUACGGCGGCUUGAAGACCCCGACGCAGCUGGAGGGCGCUGCGAGAACCGGCUCUGAAUCGGGCCCGCGCAGUCAUAUGACCCGCCAGGAGGUCCAGGGCCUGUCGCCGUUCACCCGCAAUGAGGGCCGCGCCAAGUUGCUCGCCAAGAACCGCCAGACCUUCAUCCUGCAGACCACCAAGCUGACCCGCGUGGCCCGGCGGGUGUGCCAGGACAUCCUGCAGCCUCGGCGGGCGGCGCGCCGGCCCUAUGCCUCCAUCAACGCCAACGCCGUCAAAGCCGAGUGUAUGAUCCGGUUGCCCAGAGCGACAAAAACUCCUCUGAAGAGCAAGCUGGUCCCCCGACCGUCACUGGCCAACAUCGUGAAGGACUUGGCCAUCUCUGCUCCUCUCAAGCUGAAGGCAUCCAGGGGACCCCCAACGCCCAUCAACAGGAACCAGGCCAUCCAGCCUCGGGUGGGCCAAGGCCUCCUGGGAAAGAGGGGCUUUGACAGCGCCACAGGAAUGCCCUACUCCGCCAACGGGAGGUCGUACACUUCGGGCAUGAGGACCACCUCCCAGUCUGUCAUCAAGCGUCAGAAGGUCAGCCAAGGAGAAGCCCCCAACCCUGUUGUGUUCGUAGCCACAAAAGACACCAGGGCUCUAAGGAAACAUCUGACUCAAUCCGAGAUGCGCCGGGCAGCUCGGAAACCUCACCUUCCAGUCCGGAUCAAGCUGCCGCCACCCCCUCGACCUCUGGCCAUGCCCCUGCUCCCUUCCAGCACCAGCGAGCCAAUCGUCCUUGAGGACUGAAUGGUGGUGGUGAAAGGGGAGGAGGGUCUUUUAACAGGAUAGGGGUUGGUGACCAUACCGUUUUGUCUUUUAUUUCCCCAUUUCUCUUUAGUUCGAGCAGUUCCCUCACCAAGAAUUUUUUUUCCAACAUUCAUACAACAGCUCAGGCUUUGUAGGAUUUUAUUCCAGGUCCUGAAUUGUUUUUUACCGCUGCCAGUUUUUAAAUGUGUAAUUUAAGUCUGAGAUAUUUUCUGUCCUCCCCCCUAAAACAUUUUAGGACACUAAAGCACAACGCAUGUAAAUGUGUGCGUCGUCGCUGGAUGUGCCCAAAAUGAAGGGGUGAAGCUUUAAAGUUUUACUCAAGUCCUUGAACAUUUUUUAUUAGCAUCACAAAUGCAGGUGAGCACAAAGCAACUUGCAUGCUAUGAAAAAUGAUUCCCCAAAUCUUCUAGAGGUGUGCAAAUGUUUCACCCGAAAGCCAAAUAUCCCAAGAAAUCCUUACUGUAGAAUUACACAGGCUUGUUUUGUGCUUGCUUGUACAGUAGAGCUGCCACUAUCUUGUUCAGCACCCUCAGCCCUCCUUCACAUCGCUAUUUUAACCCCCCCCCUCCCCCAAAUGCCUUUUUAACAAAAACAAUUGGAUAAUCAGAAUUCCCAAGUUCCACAGCUCUUCGGGUUUGUAAGGAAAUUUGUUUUCCACGCGGCUUUCGUUCCAUUGCAGGCUUUAUCUUUCUUAAAAAAAAAAACAUCGAAAAUAUAACAAAAAACAAAAGAAGAAGAAAUAGGAGUGUUUGUAGCAAAUACUAGUCUGUGUGACGACGGAAAGUGGAUUACUGCAUUAAUGAAAAUGGUUUAUUUUUUUUCCACAAACUGAAGCGCAUCUCUGAGCUCUGUUAUUAUAGCAAAUGGGGGUGGGAUGCGAUAUGGCUCUCCUGAAUUGGGUGGGGGGGUAAACAUUCAAAAAAUUGGGGGGGCCGGCAACUGACUUUUUGUAUGGGGAGCAAGAGAAAUAUGCGACAGGUUUUUUUUUUCCUAAUUUUUUUUUUGUUUUUACUCCAGCAUCUCUGUAUCCUGUCAUGUCUCUUGAUAAGAAAAGAAAUAAAGUUUUUUUUCUUUGUGGUCAA